AUGGUCGAUAUGACAAGAAUGCAAAAAGCGAGUUUUAUCGUGUUGUCUGAUACACACGAUUACCAAUUUCGCGAUAAUGCAUCAAGCAAGUUACAGCUCCUCGUUCCAAAAGUCGAUGUUCUUCUCCACUGUGGAGAUUUAACACAUGUUGGAGGUAUUCCCGUCUUCAAGAAAGCACUUAAAAUGCUCAGAAACUUUGAUACAGAGCUUAAACUAGUCAUCGCAGGAAAUCAUAAUUUAGAGCUCGAUGAAGGAUGGUACAAAGCACACCCCGAGGAAGACGAGGACUACCUUGACGAUCAUGCACGAGCCAUGGAGGUGAUGAAGGGGCAAUUAGCGAAAGAAGCGGGGGUUACUUAUUUGGAGGAAGGAACACACACUUUCAAUCUUCAAAGUGGUGCGACAUUUAAAAUCUACGCUUCUCCAUACCAACCCGAAUUCGUUGAUUACGCAUUCCCUUGCGAACGUAACAAAGAUCGUUUCAAUGUAUCUGGGGAAACUGCAGAGGGUGCCAUUUCUAUCGCUGAGAAUCCUAUCCCGGCUGGUGUGCAUAUUGUCAUGACCCACGGACCACCAAAGGGCUUUCGCGUUGAGAACUUAGGCUGCGAGAAUACCCUUCGCGCAGUCCAACGUGUGAAGCCUUUGAUGCAUUGCUUUGGUCAUAUUCAUGAGGGGUAUGGUGCGAAUAAAAUCGUGUGGGAGGAUGAUGAGAAGAAAGCAGAGGAUGAUAUGGUCAACGAGUAUCCACAAGCUAUGAACUUGCAUAUUGAGUCUGGCAAAGAAACUCUUAUGAUUAAUGCGGCGAUUCUGGAUGAUGAACAUCAGCCUACCAAUGCUCCCUGGAUUAUCAACUUGGACUUGCCUUCUUCGUAG
Botrytis fragariae is the source of this 873-nucleotide messenger RNA. Its product is annotated as putative ser thr protein phosphatase family protein. The coding region runs from base 1 to 873 and encodes 290 amino acids. The record is from RefSeq and is a predicted model, not a curated record. The transcript has a single exon. Gene Ontology annotation, molecular function: hydrolase activity. NCBI's taxonomy places the organism in Eukaryota, Fungi, Ascomycota, Leotiomycetes, Helotiales, Sclerotiniaceae.